CCGUAGGCAAGACAGCCCCUAAGGCCUUGUGGUAGUCGUAGUCUCUGGAGCCACUUCCGCGCCGGAGUUCCGCGUGUUCGGCAGUUUGGACCGUCCAGCACCGCGUUCUACUCAGGAGAAGCCGACCCCUCCCGCCUCGCCAGGACCCCGCGAUGCCCGCCCCGCAGUGCGCCUCCUGCCACGAGGCGCGAGCCGCCCUCCGCCGUCCGCGCUCGGGCCAGGCGCUGUGCGCCACCUGCUUCUGCACCGCCUUCGAGGCCGAGGUGCUGCACACGGUGGUCGCGGGCCGCCUGCUGCCGCCCGGCGCCGUGGUGGCCGUGGGCGCCUCGGGCGGCAAGGACUCCACCGUGCUGGCGCACGUGCUGCGCGAGCUGGCCCCGCGCCUGGGCAUCUCGCUGCACCUCGUGGCCGUGGACGAGGGCAUCGGCGGCUACCGGGACGCGGCGCUGGCGGCCGUGCGGCGGCAAGCGGCACGCUGGGAGCUCCCGCUCACCGUCGUGGCCUACGCAGAGCUCUUCGGGGGCUGGACGAUGGACGCCGUGGCCCGCAGCACGGCCGGCUCCGGCCGCAGCCGCUCCUGUUGCACCUUCUGCGGGGUGCUGCGACGCCGGGCGCUGGAGGAAGGGGCGCGCCGCGUGGCAGCCACGCACGUCGUGACGGGACACAACGCCGACGACAUGGCGGAGACGGUGCUCAUGAACUUCCUGCGGGGCGACGCGGGCCGGCUGGCGCGGGGCGGGGGCCUGGGCUCCCCGGGCGAGGGGGGCGCCCUGCCGCGCUGCCGCCCGCUGCAGCUGGCCUCGCAGAAGGAGGUGGUGCUGUACGCGCACUUCCGCCGCCUGGACUACUUCUCCGAGGAGUGCGUGUACGCGCCCGAGGCCUUCCGCGGCCACGCGCGCGAGCUGCUCAAGCUGCUGGAGGCGGCGCGGCCGUCGGCGGUGCUGGACCUCGUGCACUCGGCCGAGCGCCUGGCGCUGGCCCCGGCCGCGCGGCCCCCGCCCCCCGGCGCCUGCUCCCGCUGCGGGGCGCUGGCCAGCCGCGCGCUCUGCCAGGCCUGCGCCCUCCUGGACGGCCUGAACCGCGGCCGGCCCCGCCUGGCCAUCGGCAAGGGCCGCCGGGGGCUGGACGAGGAGGGGCCGCCGGGUGGCCGCGGGAGCCACAGCCGUCCGGACCCCCGACUUCGGAGCCCAUCCCCGGCUUCUAGAGACUCCAGUUCUCCGCUGGGAUCCGACGACGUGGGAGUGCGGGGCCGCCUGUAAAUGACACUGUGAAGGUACCCGAGUUACUUUAGCCCGGGCUUCGGCGUGAGGUUGGGAAGGGGUCGGAACCCCUUACCUGUGGUCCUGCAGAAGCCGGGGCUCUGCGCUCCUGGGGCUGCGGAGGACUCCUGGGUGCCUGGGGGACUCCUGGGCCUCAGAGAGGAGAGAAUUAAACAACUUUGCAUUCCUGAGCGAGUGGGAAUUAGGGGGCCUCUUGCCUGUACCUCUCUGGGGUUCUGGCCGUGCUCAGAUAGUCCUAACCCUUCUUGAGCGCCUGCGGUGCGCCUGAUGUUUCAUGUUUGCCUGCAGUGGGAUAAGCAAAACCAUGUAACUUGAUGGGCACGUCAGUUACAGCAGUCGUGAUGCUUCUGUGUGAGCGCUGUGUACGGGGCAGGCGCUGGAUCAUCUCGUUGCAUCCGCGCCACGAUCUCAUUGGCUGUAGCCCGAGUCCCAUAACUGGCCCGAGGUCACCUCGCUGGAGCCCCAGCUCGGGGCUCACACCCAGGUCUGCCUGGGGCUCCUCAAGACGGUGUAUUUAGUCCUUACCACCACCCCCUCCCCGCCCACCACCACCUGAAUCCCUGUGUGAUGGGUGGGGAGCCGCUGGGUGAGCUCCCCAGACAGAUUUCUGGAGGCAGAGCUGGGUGAACCUGGGUCAGUGAUUUAGCCUCUCUGGUCUUCCAUUUCCUCCUCUGAGAAUGGAAUCAAAGCCUCCCACCGAAGCACUGUUGUGAAUAUUCGAUAAAGCACUCAAUAAAUGGUGUCCAACUUCGUUGUUCACAUUAAAGUUUGGCCCCCCGCGGGGCUCUGGGUUGCAGGGUUGCCUCCCUGCCGGUCCAGACAGGUGUGAGGCUCAGAAACUUCCUGCCUGACCGCCGGGGAGACUUGGUGUCCUCAGUCCCGCCUCCAGGCUGUGCUGGGCUGGUUCCUUGUCAGGAGUGCUUCCGGCUCACAUCCUCCAGGGGCCUCCUGGAAACACCCCUGAGUCUCUCCUCCCACCCUGCCCAGCCCAGGACAUUAGGACUCUCCCGAACCCCAGCCCCUGGGUCCUGUCCUCCAGCCAUCCACACUCUUUGGGGCUCGCUUUCCCUAAUUAGAUUGGGCUGGAGGGCAGGGACCAGAGGCCCCGCCUCCUCUGUGAGUUAAUUGAGCAUCAGGAUAAUUAUUCAUUUGACAGACGUUUAUUGAGCACCUCAUCUGUGGCCCAUGUGCCAAGUGCUAGGAAUACUGCAGUAAGCAAAAGACGGAAGCCCCUGCGCCCGUGAAGUUCACAAUCUGGGAGAAACAGACAAUAAGUCAAUACAAAUAAAAUGUCAGGUAGUGAUUAAUGCGAUAAAUAAAAAUAAAGCAGGAUAAAUAAAGAGAGACGGAGAUAGCAAGAGCCAGUGUCCAUAGGGGUCAGGGCAAGGCCUCUUUGAGGAGGUGGCACUUGAGCCGAGACCCGAAUAAAGCAGAAGAGUGAAUCAUAAAGCCAUCUUGGGGGAGAGCUUUCCAGGCAGAGGGAACUGCCGAUGCAAAAGCCCAGAGGUGGGAAUAAAGUUGGUAAGUCCAGGGGAAAGCAAGGAAGUGUGGUCAGGGCAGAGUGGGCAGGGAGAAGAAGAGCAAGAGUUGAGAUCUGGUGGUAGCCGGGGCUGGUCCUGCAGCAUCUCGAAGAGGCAGGAGCCCAUCUCCGUUUUCUAAAAAUCCCUGCAGCUGCGGUGGAGAGAACGGGCUCUAGGGGGCGCAAGAUGAUCACGGUCAAUUGGAAUGAUUGUAGCGCCCCAGGCGCUGCGGAACACUCCUUCCUUGCGUUUUGAUCCCUAAUUUUACAAAGGGUAAAAUUUUGACUCAGAGGGGGUGAAGUGACUUGCCCAAGGUCACACAGCAGCAAGUCAGUGAAGGAGCUAGGGCUCUUGAACCUUUUUGCUAUGCCGCCCGCUGGAAGCAUAGAGGACCUGGGCCCUUGUUGUAGGUCGGCCACUGAUUCACCCUGUGGUUUCGGGCAAGGGACUUUUCCGUAACCGAGUUUCGCCCGUCACACCUUCACACCUUCACACCAGGAGGUGGGUGGGUGGUUGGAUUUCUGUUGUGGUUUAGAGGAGCACCGUCCAACAGGAAUAUAAUGCGAGCCAUAUGUGUAAUUUCAAAAUUACGAGUAGCCAUAUUUUUUAAGGGGGGGAGGGGAAAAUUUGAUAAUGUAUUUUAUUUGACCCACUAUAUCCAAAAUAUUACUAUUUUAACAUGUAAUCAAUAUUUUAAAACCUUGAGGAUGGGACUUCCUGGUGGCUCAGUGGUUAAGAAUCCACCUGCCAACGCAGGGGACACGGAUUUAUCCCUGGUCUGGGAAGAUCCCACGUGCC
This is a messenger RNA of Physeter macrocephalus (sperm whale), 3598 nucleotides long. RefSeq names its product cytosolic thiouridylase subunit 1 (gene CTU1). Gene Ontology annotation, biological process: tRNA wobble position uridine thiolation. Gene Ontology annotation, cellular component: mitochondrion; cytosolic tRNA wobble base thiouridylase complex. The transcript has 3 exons. The record is from RefSeq and is a predicted model, not a curated record. Gene Ontology annotation, molecular function: tRNA binding. Bases 153 to 1259 code for a protein of 368 amino acids. Lineage: Eukaryota; Metazoa; Chordata; Mammalia; Artiodactyla; Physeteridae.